Molecule: messenger RNA, 1044 nt
Organism: Penicillium malachiteum
Lineage: Eukaryota; Fungi; Ascomycota; Eurotiomycetes; Eurotiales; Aspergillaceae
Product: putative zinc metalloproteinase
Exons: 1
Coding region: 1-1044 (347 amino acids)
Molecular function (GO): proteasome binding
Source: RefSeq, a predicted model, not a curated record
AUGGAGCCGCAAAUCGAGUUAACGGUGCACCACCAAGGCACCGCACAUACCUUCAACAUGUCUCCCUCCGCUACACUACAAGAUCUCAGUUCAACAAUCGAAUCAACACUGAACAUCCCAACCACAAACCAAAAGCUCCUCAUCGCCCCAAAACCAGGCAUGAAGAAAGCUCCAUUCCCACCAAGCCAACUUAGUGAGCUCCCACUCUCCUCUCCCAAAUUCAAGAUCACCCUCCUCGGCACCCCAGCCCAAGACAUCGCCGACCUGCACAAACAAUCCUCCGACGUCAAAAAGCGCGAAGAAGCGCGUAUCUCAGCACUCGCCGCUGGACGUCGAAACAAAACCACCGCAUCCCGCAGUACCGGCGGUGGUGUUCACACUUUAUCCUCAUCAAGCAAUAACUAUACAUUCCACCGCUGCCUCCCACUCUCAUACCUCCCGAAUCCCGCGCGCUCACUACAAUUCCUCGAACGUCUUCGCGAUGACCCAGGCAUCCGCGCCGCAAUGGCAAAACACAAGUUCUCUGUACCUCUCCUCACAGAGAUGAAUCCAGCGGAACACACAACCAGCGAAUCGCGGACCCUGGGAUUAAACAGGAAUAAAGGCGAGGUUAUUGAACUUCGUUUGCGUACAGAUGCGUACGAUGGGUAUCGGGAUUAUAGAACGAUUCGCAAAACGCUUUGUCACGAGCUAGCGCACUGUGUCUUUGGGCCUCAUGAUCGCGAUUUCUGGGAUUUGACCUCCCAGAUUGAGAAGGAGGUUGAGAGGGCGGAUUGGAAAUCUGGUGGGAAUCGGUUGACGCAGGAUGAGUUUUAUAAUCCCGGUGAUUGGGAAAGAGUGCAGAGUGGGGAGGAGGAAUUUGUGGAUGAGUGUGGAUGGACUGGGGGUGAGUUUGUGCUUGGGGGUUUGGGUAAUGGGGCUUCAGCGUCGGGAUCGACUCCUAGUUCUGGGACGGAGUCCAGGAGGGAUAUUAUUGCGCGUGCUGCUGAGGAGAGGAUGAAGAAGGGGAAUGAGAAAGGGAAACAGGAUGAUGGGCGGCAAUGA